Messenger RNA from Alligator sinensis (Chinese alligator), 738 nucleotides. RefSeq names its product olfactory receptor 52R1-like. The annotation marks the transcript as partial. Gene Ontology annotation, biological process: G protein-coupled receptor signaling pathway. NCBI's taxonomy places the organism in Eukaryota, Metazoa, Chordata, Crocodylia, Alligatoridae. The transcript has a single exon. The record is from RefSeq and is a predicted model, not a curated record. Gene Ontology annotation, cellular component: membrane. Gene Ontology annotation, molecular function: olfactory receptor activity; G protein-coupled receptor activity.
AUGUCAAUGCUGAAUGCCAGUACUCCCUUCCACCCUGCUGCCUUCCUCCUGGUUGGGAUCCCAGGCCUGGAGGCCACCCAGUUCUGGAUCGCCUUCCCUUUCUGCAUCAUGUAUGUCAUUGCCAUGGUGGGAAAUGUCAUUGUCUCCUUCAUUAUAAAGACUGAGCCGAGCUUGCAUGAGCCCAUGUACCUUUUCCUGGCCAUGCUGGCCAUCACCGACCUGGUUCUGUCCACUUCCACCGUACCCAAAAUGCUGGGCAUCUUCUGGCUGGGCUCCAGGGAGAUUGGUUUCCAUGCCUGCCUCGCUCAGAUGUUCUUUAUUCACACCUUCUCAUCGGUGGAGUCGGGCGUUCUCAUGGCCAUGGCGCUGGACCGCUACAUUGCUAUCCGCUACCCACCCCGGCACUCCAGCAUCCUCUCCAUCCCCAUGACCAAGAAAAUAGGCAGCCUCGUGCUGACACGUGGGGUCCUCUUGAUAAGCCCCUUCUGCAUCCUCGCCAGCCGGCUUCCCUUCUGCAGGCAUCGCCUCAUCUCCCACUCCUAUUGCGAGCACAUGGCUGUGGUGAAGCUGGUGUGUGGAGAUGCCAGAGCCAACGUUGUGUAUGGCCUAUUUGUGGCUUUCAUGGUGGCGGGCUUUGAUGUGCUCAUGAUCUCUGUGUCCUAUGCCAUGAUCCUGCGGACGGUCAUGAGGCUCCCAUCCACCGAGGCCCGUCUCAAAGCCGUCAGCACCUGCACUUCC